UGGUUGAUGCUCAGGUGUGUGUGUAGACAGCUGGUCUGUGGCAGGGCCAUGUCAGCACCACAAAGUGCACGCUUUGGACAGGGCAGCGGGCCCAUCUGGUUGGAUGAUGUCACAUGCACAGGCAGCGAAUCAAAGCUCAGCGAGUGCAGACACAGGGGGGUUGGAUCCCACGACUGUAAUCACAAUGAGGAUGCUGGUGUGGUCUGCGAAGUUCGACCAGAACCCAACAGCACAGUUUUACCAUCCACACCUCGUCCACCACCUAAGAACUUCACCACCGGUCAAGUGGAAACUACAAAAACAACUCUAGGCAACAGCACAGCAGUUGAGGGGCAGGUCCAUCUGGCCAAUGGAGGAACCAGCUCCUGUUCUGGCAGAGUAGAGAUCUUCCUACGUGGACAGUGGGGACGGUUUGUGACGAUUUCUGGGAGCUGGUUGAUGCUCAUGUUUGUGGUAACAGCUGGGCUGUCGGCAGGGCCAUGUCAGCACCACAACGUGCACGCUUUGGACAGGGCAGCGGGCCCAUCUGGUUGGAUGAUGUCAAUGCAUCAGCACGGGUGCAGAAUCAAAGCUCAGCGAGUGCAGACACAGGGGGUUGGAUCCCACAACUGUGAUCACACUGAGGAUGCUGGUGUGGUCUGCGAAG
Molecule: messenger RNA, 646 nt
Organism: Etheostoma spectabile (orangethroat darter)
Lineage: Eukaryota; Metazoa; Chordata; Actinopteri; Perciformes; Percidae
Product: deleted in malignant brain tumors 1 protein-like
Exons: 2
Biological process (GO): zymogen activation
Cellular component (GO): plasma membrane
Molecular function (GO): serine-type endopeptidase activity
Source: RefSeq, a predicted model, not a curated record